UAGCAGAAUUCCAAUUUGAAAAUAUUUAAAUUAAAAAUAACUAACAACUAAAUCAAUUAUAAUGAAGAGUAUUCAGCAAAAUUUUAGUUAAAUAUAAUUAAAGGGAAUUAGUUUACCUCACAAUAGAAUAAGCUCUCUAUCUCUAUUACUGGUAAAACAUCGGUCUCAAUAAUACCUGAUACGAUGAUACCUUACAAAAUCAAUGUUCAACAAAACGCACAAAGUGUAUGUACAUAAUGUAGGUACAACUAACAACCUACAUAAAUUGUUUAAUUAUUGCCUAUGAGCAAUGAGCAUGUACCUAAGCCAGCAAAUAGAUUAGAAACUGCUCCCUAACUACAUAAAAGUCAAUUCAAGAGUGUUCGACUCUCAAGAAGGAAUGCUUAUUAUGUUUGAACAAACAAUUAAGACCAUUCUCAGUUUAAUUUAAUUUCAAGGCUAUGUUUUAUUUGUUUUUCGUUCAUUUGCCGAUGUCCCAUCCCAUCAGCCUCCAUCAAUAAACGCAUUCAAUGCCAUUUAAGCGAACAACAUUGAGAGUCAAAAGCAAAUUCAAACGUUUUGCCAGUUGUCGUUUUCACCAACUACAACAAAUGCAACCCUGUCAACCCCCGAAAUCAUCCUCCUUUUUGUUCUUGUUUUCCAUUAUAAAUUAAUCUCAAUGUUAACAUUUAUUAUUAACUUAAAAGAAAGAAAGAAAUACAAGCAAAUAACAAAACAAUGUGACUCGGAAGCAAACAGCAGCAAUUCCACUAAAUCAAUUCCACCACCUACAAUGAGCAUGAGUUUAAAUUACAACCCUCUUCUUGAAGAUUGUAAUAAGUACCUGCUACCUGCCAUCUAUUCUUUUACACAAUGAUGGACUACUUCGUAAUAGGUUGCUCAACCAACCUAUUGGUUGCUUUUCAUUUUGUUCCUCAUGCAAUGAAUGAAACACCGUAAAAUACAGUCCUAAAAAACUCAACUCAAUUUUAGAAAACAAAAAUUAUUUUUUUUAAUUAGAUUUGUUAUAAAAAAAAACACUCAACUAGCGAAGCCCCACAAAAACAAUACUGACGACGAUUGUGAACACUACUACUACUGGUGCUGAAAGAAAGGCGCCAGAGAAAACAGUUGACGGUUAGUGUAUUUUUCUAGAAGGAGCGAGGAACAUUUUUUUGGCUACAUUUAGUGAGAGUUCGUUGGACGCGUUAUUCCUGGUGCUUUCUAGAGCGAAUAGUAUAUUCUAUGUAAUGGACGAUUAUCAGGAACAGCAAGAUGUGGUUGGAAAUCAAAUUGUGGGUGCUGUGAAGGUUGGAGGUUGGCGUUACGAAGACCGUUCACGUUAUAUUGGCGAAUGGAAUCAGAGAGGAUUAAGGCAUGGUCUCGGCCAUUUGCAGCUGCCUGAUGGAACGCGGUAUGAUGGCACUUUUCAAAAUGGACUAUGUACGGGAUUGGGUUGUCUGUGGUUCUCCGAUGGGUCCAAGUGGGUUCAAUCAUUCUUUCAUUCCCAUUUGGUCAUGCAUAACUUAUUUGAAACUUCUUCCAGAUACGAAGGGGAAUUCCAUCAAGGUUGGUUUCAUGGUUAUGGAAUAUUUUGGCGUUCAGAUGGUAUGAAGUUUGAGGGCGAAUUCCGCGGUGGACGGAUUUGGGGUCUUGGAUUGGUAACAUUUCAUGACUUUACUCAUGGAUUUCCAAGAAACGAAGGUUAUUUUCAAGACUGCCGACUGAUUCGUAGACGUCGAUGUCCGGAUGUCGUCCAAAAAGCUCAAAAAACAGCACUUAUGGCAAGAUCACAGGUUGAUCAUCCAUACUGAAAUAAAAAAAAAAAAACGGAAGAGAAAAAAUUUUCAUAUUCAAAUAAUCUCGAAUCCAUCCAUAAGGAUAUUUUUUUCAUUUUAUACGAAUUCGGCAUCACUGUGGAUUGUUUACAUUAAUUUAACAGACAACAGUGUUUUUGUUUUGUGUGUUCAAACAUAAAAAGUGUUGUGGUUUAGAUAUUUUUCUUUUUAUUCAGUUCUCUUAAUAAAAAAAUAUUUAUUUUGUCAUUUUAAGUUAUUAAAAAAAAAACUUAAAAAAGUAGUAAUUUAAAAAUAUACCACACACAAU
Messenger RNA from Episyrphus balteatus (marmalade hoverfly), 2085 nucleotides. RefSeq names its product MORN repeat-containing protein 4 homolog (gene rtp). The record is from RefSeq and is a predicted model, not a curated record. Bases 1230 to 1793 code for a protein of 187 amino acids. Lineage: Eukaryota; Metazoa; Arthropoda; Insecta; Diptera; Syrphidae. The transcript is spliced from 2 exons.